Messenger RNA from Alternaria rosae, 1143 nucleotides. RefSeq lists its product as uncharacterized. The transcript has 4 exons. The record is from RefSeq and is a predicted model, not a curated record. NCBI's taxonomy places the organism in Eukaryota, Fungi, Ascomycota, Dothideomycetes, Pleosporales, Pleosporaceae. Bases 1 to 1143 code for a protein of 380 amino acids. Gene Ontology annotation, molecular function: DNA-binding transcription factor activity, RNA polymerase II-specific; transcription cis-regulatory region binding. Gene Ontology annotation, cellular component: nucleus. Gene Ontology annotation, biological process: regulation of DNA-templated transcription.
AUGGAAGCGGAUGCAGUAGCCAAGACCCCGGCGCCGUACGGCCAGGCAUGUAGCAACUGCGUGAAAGCCAAAUGCCGGUGUAUGAUACGCGACGGCGGAGGUAUCUGCGACAGGUCACCGUACUUCACCCAUGGAAAACAGUUCCUUGGCUCCAUGUGCGGUCUUGCAAAAACGAUUGUAAGCGACCUUCGACUCGACAAACCCACGCAACCGACAGGAUGUCCAAGUUUGGGUCCUCGUGUAGAUAACAAGGAGGUCCGGAAGUGCGAGGGUAGUAGAGCAUUGCUAUCUGUUUUCAUACUGUGCGCUAAUGUUGCCAUCAUCUUCGAGUAUGACCUAAUGCAUUGGUCGUCGCAGAUGGAAGAAGCAUGCGAUAGCCUCAGUGCGGACGCAGAAUGUGAAGGAGACGUCAUACUGGUCGCCGCUGCGCAUCUUACAAAGAUUGCCGUUAGUGCAGCCGAAGUGUCACGAAGAGCUUCGGAUGAUCACAACACAGCAAAGCAUGCUAUGAUGGCUAUUGAACCUCUGAUCUUGUCGCUCAACAACUUCAAGAAAUCACUUCCCGUUGAGCAACUACAGCACUGGGCUAUCAUCGGUCUCAUUCAAACCGCUCAGGUUGUCAUCUACGAUCUCGCGCUCUUGAAAACUCCCACGGAUGAGCUUUCAGUGUCGCACGUCGCGUUCGAGCCUAGACGUAUCGAAUACUUUAUGGAGCUCCUAGAGACAAGCAAAGCCUGCCGAGAGCAUGCUUUGACAGGUGGGAUCAUAGGCCUGACGGCUCCGUCGAUGCUCGUAUUUUCCUACUGUAUCAAGAUCUUGUACAGAUUCUCCAGCCUCAAAGGUAUUCCAGACUGGAUUCCACCCAUCGUUCAAUCAAGCUUCGAUAUUGUGCAAUGUCUGGAGAGAUUUGCCGAGAUCGCUGAGCAGGCUAACACUGAAUUCAAGGCCCAGACCGGCGAGGAUUCCCUAUUUGCUGCGGCUGCAGAGACACUAAGGGCUAUGGCACCAAAUUGGAAACUUCCUACAAGCGGGCAUGAUGAUGCCAUGGGUAGCACAGCGGACGGAUGGAAUGGCGGGUUCGGCGAUGUGGGGGUAAUGGACUUUUCGAGCGACUUCUGGAUGCCUAGUGUUUUCAAUCUUUGA